Messenger RNA from Vollenhovia emeryi, 2103 nucleotides. RefSeq lists its product as uncharacterized. Lineage: Eukaryota; Metazoa; Arthropoda; Insecta; Hymenoptera; Formicidae. Bases 1 to 2103 code for a protein of 700 amino acids. The record is from RefSeq and is a predicted model, not a curated record. Gene Ontology annotation, molecular function: nucleic acid binding. Gene Ontology annotation, biological process: DNA integration. The transcript has 3 exons.
AUGCCAUUUGGCUUGUGCAAUGCUCCUGCUACGUUCGAAAGACUAAUGGAGGAGGUCCUUGGAGACUUCUUGUCUAGGAUCUGCCUCGUUUAUCUUGAUGAUGUUAUCAUCUUUGGAAAGACCUUCGAGCAGAUGCUUCACAAUCUAAAAAAAGUAUUUCUUCGAAUUCGAGAAGUGAAUCUUCGUGUUAAUCCAAAGAAGUGUGUUCUUUUUGCUAGAAGUGUUAAAUAUUUAGGACAUGUCAUUUCUUCUGAGGGCAUUUCGACGGAUCCCGAGAAGAUCUCCGCUAUAAAAGAUUGGCCUCAGCCCUACAGUAAAAAACAGUUGCGAAGUUUUCUUGGUUUCUGUUCUUACUAUCGCAAAUUUAUCAGAGGUUUUUCUAGUUUGGCAAAACCUCUUUACGAGCUUACAGGGGAUCAUGUUAGGUACAAAUGGAGUGAAGAGUGUCAAUGUGCUUUUGAGAAAUUGAAGGGGGUAUUAUCUUCCUCUUCAGUCCUCUCCUGUCCUAAGCAGGAUGGAGAGUUUGUCCUUGAUACGGAUGCUUCUAACAUUGGGAUAGGUGCUGUUCUUUCACAGAGGUGUGAAGGAGUUGAAAGGGUUAUUGCUUACUUUAGUCGCGUUCUUAACAAAUCUGAGAGAAAUUAUUGCGUAACGCGGCGCGAACUUCUGGCGGUGGUAGACCCAUUGAAAUUUUUCCGUCAUUACCUCUUAGGUCGAAGAUUUUUGAUUCGAACAGAUCAUGUGUCUCUGAGGUGGCUUAUGUCCUUUAAGGAUUUGGAAGGACAACUCGCUCGUUGGUUAGAAAGGCUCCAACAGUACGACUUUGAAAUUCUUUAUCGAAAGGGUCGGGUACACGGAAAUGCAGAUGGACUUUCUAGACGCCCUUGUGAAUCUCUAGGUUGUACGUAUUGCAAAAAACGGGAGGAAGGAAAUGUUGUUGAGUUCAAGAAAACCAUUUCCAGGAUUAUCCUUGACGGAGAGAAUUUAGAUCAGUGGCGUAAGGAUCAAAAAGACAAUCCGGAGAUCGCUUUGUUCUACCGAGGAAAAGAAUUAGGGAUCCUGCCAUACUGUGUGUCUAGGAGAGGACCUACAGGGAAAGGAAAAUCGCCACUCCAGAUUUAUAAUGUAGGUUCUCCGUUUGAGAGGGUACAGAUUGAUGUUCUUGUGCCUCUCCCUACUUCCACUGCAGGCAACAGAUACUUGCUCGUUGUUAUUGACUGUUUUUCAAAAUGGGUGGAAGCUUUUCCUGUUAAAAAUAUCAGAGCAAAGGCAGUAGCUGAGGUUUUUGUUAAUCAAAUAAUUUCUAGACACAGAAUACCAGGCGAAGUCCACACUGAUCAAGGUAGAAACUUUGAAUCCAAACUGUUUUCAGAAAUAAUGACUCUACUUGGAAUUAAGAAAACUAGGACUACCCCUUUACAUCCGCAAACGGAUGGACAAGUUGAACGCCAACAUAGAACAAUUCUCGAUUUUCUGGCAAAAUUUAUUUCAGACAAUCAAAAAGAUUGGGAUCGUUGGAUUCCUAUGUAUUUACUGGCAUAUAGAUCUUCAAAACACGAAACUACAGGAGUAUCUCCUUCGGAAUUAUGCUAUGGUCGUGAUCUUAGGCUACCUUUGGACCUUCUUCGGGGUUGUCCUCCAGUUAUCUGUGGAAAGGAGGAUCAAGUGAAAGAAAGCUUUUUGGGAAACUUAAAAGGAAAAUUAGAUCAAAUCCAUUCAAGUGUGAGGGAACGUAUGGAGGUUAAGUCUUCACGGAUGAAAAGCCGCUAUGAUCAAGGUGUUAGACAAAUUCUUUUUCAGGAAGGACAAAAGGUGUGGUUAUUCAAUCCAAAAAAAGAAAGAGGAAAGGCUCCCAAGUUACAGUCCAGUUGGGAGGGUCCUUUCUUAAUAGACAAGAAACUUAGUGACGUUGUUUUCUGCAUUCGGAAGUCGCCUAAGCAUAGAUGUACGGUCGUUCACGCGGAUAGGUUUAGUAUAAUUCCAUUCGAUGAUGAGGUCUCUAAGGAGGAACUCCUAGUGGAGGAUCGCUCUAAAAGAAGACUUUCUUUAAGAAUUAAGAAGACUGCCCUGCCCACGGUUUUUAGAAUCGGGGUUUUCCCGUGA